Messenger RNA from Prosopis cineraria, 1312 nucleotides. RefSeq names its product auxin-induced protein 22B-like. The record is from RefSeq and is a predicted model, not a curated record. Gene Ontology annotation, biological process: regulation of DNA-templated transcription. Bases 197 to 763 code for a protein of 188 amino acids. The transcript has 4 exons. Gene Ontology annotation, cellular component: nucleus. NCBI's taxonomy places the organism in Eukaryota, Viridiplantae, Streptophyta, Magnoliopsida, Fabales, Fabaceae. Gene Ontology annotation, molecular function: protein binding.
UCUUUGUCCUCAAUUAAAGUUCUUUCAUUACCUAAAUUUUUUUUCUUUUUCUAUAUAACUCUCUCCUCCAAUUCUAUUUCUUCCCACAAAUUCUUCUUCAUCUUCAAGCUUCGUUCUUGUGUGUACCAUCAAGGAUCAAAACGGUUCGCUUGGUUGCUUUUCUUGAGCUGGGAUUUUUGGGUUUUUAGCGACAGAGAUGGAAAGCAAAGUGGGUUAUGAGAAUGAUCUGAAUCACAAGGAUACAGAGCUCAGAUUAGGGUUGCCAGGAAGGGAAGAAGAGCAAGGAUCACUGGUUAGCUCUAAGAACAAUAACAACAAGAGGCCUUUAUCUGAAGAAGCCUCUGAGAAUUGUGGAACAAAGGGUUCUGAUUCCAAUGAAUCAGCCCCUCCCGCCAAGGCAAAGAUUGUGGGGUGGCCACCAAUCAGAUCUUACAGGAAGAACAGUAUUCAGGAGGCUGAGGCAUCUGGGAUUUAUGUGAAAGUGAGUAUGGAUGGAGCUCCAUACCUUAGAAAGAUUGAUCUGAAGGUUUACAAUGGCUAUCCUGAACUCCUCAAGGCUCUAGAGAACAUGUUCAAGUUAACCAUAGGUCAGUACAAUGAAAGAGAGGGUUACAAAGGAUCAGAAUAUGCACCUACAUAUGAGGACAAGGAUGGUGACUGGAUGCUUGUUGGAGAUGUUCCAUGGGAUAUGUUCAUGACUACCUGCAAAAGAUUGAGAAUCAUGAAAGGAUCAGAAGCUAGAGGAUUGGGUUGUGCAGUAUGAGGUAGAAGCAAAGUUUGUAUGAUCAGAGAUCAGAUCAGAUCAUUGAUCAGUGAGUAAGCAAGAGAUAAGAAUUGUCUUUUUUGGUGUGGAAGAAAAUCAUUUCUUCAAGCCUGGGUUCUCGGAAACAAACAAACAAGCAAACUGGAAUUUUGAGUCAUGUCCACUCUGGGGUUGGCCUGGUCUUUUGUAAGAAGAUGGAAGAUAUAUAUAUAGUUCAGUUUCCUUCGUGAAUAUUUUGAGAUCAAAAUUUCUGGCUCUAUUAGGGAAGAAGGGGAAAAAAUCUGUGGUGAUUGGAUGAUAUAAAGCGGUUGUUUUCUCUGAUCCUUUCAAGUGGGAAACUUCAUUGAAAUUUGUUUCAAAUGAAGAAGGAUGAAUAGGACAGGGUUUGAUGUGUUCAAUUCAAUCAUCCUAAGUUUUUUUCUUUUUUAAUGCUUAUUUGGGUUUUGUAUCAAUACACAAUGAUAGUGUAAUACACCAAUUAUUAUUGUUAAUUCGUAUGUGUAAUUUUGAUUUGUGAUUUGAAUCAUCAUAAAUUAAGCUUUGUGCGCC